Messenger RNA from Leptidea sinapis, 2278 nucleotides. RefSeq lists its product as uncharacterized. Lineage: Eukaryota; Metazoa; Arthropoda; Insecta; Lepidoptera; Pieridae. The record is from RefSeq and is a predicted model, not a curated record. The coding region runs from base 271 to 2115 and encodes 614 amino acids. The transcript has 9 exons.
GCGAUAGCAAACGAAAUUCGAAUUUCGAAAGGGCGGAGCCGCGGGCGGAACAUGGCGUGUUUCGUUUUUUGAAUUAACUACUUUAUAUGUAUAAAUUUAUUAUUUAAAGCUAAAUUUCCUAAAUGCUAAUACAUACGUCUUGUACCUUGAAUACUUGACAGAGGGAACGGUCCGAAUUCGUAAGAACUGGAAAUUUAACUCGUAUUCAAAAACUUAUGGAACAGUAUAGUUUGUAAAAGAAUAAAACAAAUGAUUCGCCUGUGAAUUAAAAUGAAGUCGUUACUCUAUUUAUUUGUUUUCACAAUUUCGUGUUUAUUAACGCCGAUCUCAUCUGAAUGUGAAAUCCCAAUCGUAUUGAGGAAUUCGUGGUUUUCUUUUGAAAAUGGACAGCAAACUACUACUGACAUCAAUGCCAAUGAGAUGACUGGAAGGGGUGUUUGUGUGAACAUCAAAGCUCAGUCCCAGUCAAACUAUACAAUGGUGUUUAAGUACACUAAAUGUUAUUAUUGUGUGAAACUUAUUGUGAGAACUGUAAAUGUCCUUGAGAAAAUUGAGACGCCAUGUGUGAACCUGGCACCAAAUGAGGAACCUACUGUUGACAGAGUCUGUAAGGAUCUUAAUCCGGACCAAUAUCUUAUUACAUUGUUUGCAGAAAAUUUUGUUCCAGUUAAUUGUCGGUCUUCACUAGAAGGUGUAUGGCAGUUUGCGUACCAAAACAGGUUUAGAUUCACUGGUGAAUGCAGCAAUCCAGAGGCUCAGAUAAGGUCCUGCCAGACAGCUGGUACACAAUUCUUGAUCACAAACCAGAAGUUUAACAUUACAUACAGAAAAUGUCCAGGAAUGUCAGGAACAUUUGACGGUGUUGUGGAAUUCAGUUGUUUAGGACACUGGUUUGUGAAUAAAAAUCAAUUCUUUGCUGUGGCGAAUACAAAGGAGUCGCGUAAAGACGAACGUUUUCGUUGUUUCUUAAGAAACAGAGAUGAUGAUUUGUACAUUGGAGCCUCUAUAACCCCGCAGUGCAGUACUUUGAAAACAGUAGAGAAGUCCCCAGAGAGAUACCGUAUUACACCAGUAAAGGCAGAAGUCGUAGAACCAGGUUGUCGUUUGCCGAAAAAUUUCUCUGGCGAUUGGAUAAAUACCGCUAAUAUUGAUGCUGAUGUGUUCAUUAAUGAGACGCACAUUAUAGAGACUUAUUAUCCUGAUGAAAGUCGGUACCGACGCACAAUUUAUGUAUGCAGAGAACAAAGAGACAGCAGGGUGAUGAUGGCCCGGCUCACGGUGGAUGGUUGCCAGAAGGAUUAUGUUUGUUAUGAUUUUGUACCACAACAUCAUAAUGUCAUUAGAUAUCGCAGGGGCUUGGCGAUGACCCAAAACAACUUCCACACAGUGUGUUCAUGGGUCCAAUUCCAGAACAAACGCAACUGGCGCUACGACAUAUUCCUAAAGAAGGAUCCCUCACCAAUCCGUUGCCCGGUUGCCGGCAAAUUUAACUUCACACAAAAGGGAGAUGUUAGAUUUGAAAGCAGAAUUCUGGGUGGUGUAACAUUAAGUCCACGACCAAAUCUGUACUGUAAAAUAAAUAUAAGUGAUUUCUCGGCAUGUGACGUUGAACAGAAGACCAUUGAGAUUAAGGAAAACUAUUGUUUGUCUGUGGAUCACUUGGGUCGGCCGGUGGACAUCUACAGUGAUCCCGAUUACAGAAUGAAGUGUAUAGGAUAUUGGAAAGAGAAUCUCAAGUCAUAUUUGAUAACUUAUGACGAGUUGGACCCAUUCUCUAAAUAUCGCUGCUGGGUUUAUCAAAGAGCUGAUCUUAACAGAGUUCUCAUGUCGCAAGCUCUUGGACCCUACUGUGAUUUAAAACAAGAUGUCACCUCAUGGAACUACACGGAAGGUGCAGCAGUAGCUAUUGAAAUGGAAGAAUACGAAAGAGAGAGAGACCAGUGUCCAAUGCAUUUUGAUGAUGGCAGCGACCCCUGGACUUCUCAAGAGAAUUACCUUAAACUUUUCAAGUUUAGUUAUUCAUUUUGGAGACAUAACGGGGCUUCAGUCAUUCGAACAUCUGAUUUAAUAUUUGUCAUAGCUUUAAUCCCAUUCUUAAAGUGCCUUAUUUCAUAGAUAUAAGCUAAGUCUUAUAAAUUUUAUUUUUGUUUAAGUAAAUAUUUUAGAGUUCACAAAUUAUUUUUUUUUAAAUAUGACACUGAAAUUAUAAGUUCACUUGGUAAUUUUAUAAUAUGAAGUUACAUGUUAAUUGUAUAGAACUUAACUAUUAAGAGCUUGU